AUUCCGCGACAACUACAACCAAAACAUAAAAACUCUUCACAUUCACUGCAGCUUUUUACAGACGUUUCAAAAAACGAUGCUGCAGCCAGACUUGGUACGACUUCUGACAGAGGGACAUGUUUUAGUAAAGAGCUGCGAUGAAGACUGUCUGACAGGAAACACUCAGGAGCCGAGGCAGAGUGAGGGAGAAGAGGGUGAGGAGGGAAACCCGUUCAACUUCACCCCUCAGCUGAUACACCUGAACAAGGACCACCAGCUGUUCGAGGAUGGGGACAUUCACAGACACAUGUACCUGCAAGACCUCUACAUCUCAGAGGCUGAGGACAAGCCAACACUCAGUGUUUCAGAGUUUGCCUGUCACAUAUCCGGCUGCAGUGCAAUCUUCAGCACUUUGGAGGAGUAUGAGCACCACUACAACUCCCUUCACAGACACGUGUGCUGCUCCUGCCGCCGCUCCCUGCCAAGUGCCCGGCUCCUAGACAUUCACAUUCAGGAGUGGCACGACUCUCUCUUCACUAUCCUUUCUCAGAGGCAAGAUAUGUACCAGUGUUUGGUGGAGGGCUGUGGACAGAAGUUUAGCACUAGUAAACACAGGAAGGGCCACCUAAUCAAAAUUCACAAGUAUCCUCCAGACUUCAGAUUUGACAAAACCAAAAAGGACAAAGGAAACCGGCAGACGAAGAAACAGCCGCAGAAAGACACAACCAUGGAUGUCGUGGACGAUGUGUGUGAGUCUGAGGGUGUGUGUGAGGUUAUGUGUGAUGGUCUGUCCCACCAACCCGAGCAGGAAGAAUCCAUGGAGACGCAUGGGUCCGAGGAAGAAGCUGCUCGCAUGGCAAAGUCGGCCUCUACUGAGGAGCAUGCUGAUCUUAAUGCUGCAGCUCCCAGCACAGAGAGUUCAAGCAGCGACCCACUGGAACCACGAUACUCCUACAGGGUCCCCACAAAUGUGUGUUUUGGUCGCGGCUCCGUCCGGGGCUUCAGAGGGCGGCGGGGAAGGAGGAAAUAAACCAACAGAAUUCUGCUUUCUGUUCUAUGAAUAUAAAUAACUUUAUACACUUGUCAUGUAACACAAUAUAUUUACUGUCAUAUGGGAUGCUGACUUCAAAUAAAAAUGUUUUUUACAACAAA
Molecule: messenger RNA, 1131 nt
Organism: Gymnodraco acuticeps
Lineage: Eukaryota; Metazoa; Chordata; Actinopteri; Perciformes; Bathydraconidae
Gene: znf511
Product: zinc finger protein 511
Exons: 6
Coding region: 77-1009 (310 amino acids)
Source: RefSeq, a predicted model, not a curated record